AUGUGUGCUAAUAAAAUUUUUCAUCGUAUUUGGAAUGGCUUAUUAUCACUUUUCACUACAAACAGUUUACCUGAAAUGGAACCAUUAACAAAGGAAGAGAAAAAAUUAUUGAUAGACGGUUGGCCUAAAUUGAAAGAGAAAAAUUCAGAUUUAUUUCUAAGAGCAUGGAUAAAAUCAGCACAUGGAAGUGUCAAUAUCAAAAAAGCAACCGGUUUACGAGAAGAUGAAGAACCGGAAAGUAAUGCAAGAUUCAUUUCAUUAGCACCUUUUAUUGAAGAUUUUGUUGAUAAAAUAAUUAUUGAAUUACAAUGCAAUGAUACUAAAGUAGCAGAAGAGUGUCGUAAGCUUGGUGCGAAGCAUGUGCUUAUUGAAAAUUUUCAUACGAAUUUCUGGGAUAUUUUUCUGGGUAAUUUAAUUCAAAUUAUCCUCGAGGCGCAUUCCGACGAAGAUCAACAACAAAUUUUAGCAAUUUGCAAAAAAUUUUUUGCUUUCUUUGUAAAUUUUAUGCGUGAUGGUUAUAAAAAACGAGUACAGGAACAGCUAAAUGGUCGUAGACGUAUGAAUGUUUAA
Molecule: messenger RNA, 570 nt
Organism: Cercopithifilaria johnstoni
Lineage: Eukaryota; Metazoa; Nematoda; Chromadorea; Rhabditida; Onchocercidae
Source: the annotation of a GenBank genome assembly